UAAAUCCCAGUGUGGCGGCACCAGCGGUCUUCACCUUUUCUGUAGUUGAGUAAGACUUCAUCAUGCUGUGGCUGGUGCUCUUUUUUAUCGCUGGCGCUAGUGCGCAGUGUUCGACUGGAGAAUUCCAAUGUAACGACGGACAGUGCAUCCCCGGUAGCUGGGAGUGUGACGACUGGGGAGACUGUUCAGAGGGAGAGGACGAGGCAACUGCUAACUGCCCCGGUGGUGCCUCCUGCGGUGCCAAUGAGUUCACCUGCGGUCACGGCAACACGUGUAUCCCCACCGAAUGGAUCUGUGAUGGAGACAACGACUGUGGAGACAUGAGCGACGAACAGAACUGUGGUGGUGGUGGUGGCAUCGGCACUCUGACCGACUGCGGCGGUGCCUACAACCAGGACAGCGGCCUGGUGGAGCUGCUGAACUACGGCAACAACCAGGACUGCACCUGGACCAUCACCGUCACUGAGGGCAAAUACGUCCACUUGGAGUUCACCCAGUUCGACAUUGAAGAGGACAGCACCUGCGAUUACGACUACGUGGUGGUUUACGAUGGCGCGGACUCGAGCGCCCUGCAGCUGUUCACGGGCUGUGGUUCGGCCAUCCCCGGCCCCAUCACCUCCUCCUCCAACAUCAUGACCGUCCGCUUCGUGUCCGACUCCUCGGUCACCGAGACCGGCUUCUCCGCCAAAUACUCUGCCGUGGACGAGCGCCCCGCUCAGAAUUCUGGUUGCGGAGGCCCGGGCAGCCUGAAGGGCCCGUCUGGCACGUUUAGCUCCAUGAACUACCCGUCCAACUACAACAACAACGCCCGCUGCAUCUGGGACAUCGAGGUCUCUCCCGGCAUGGUCGUCCAGCUCACCUUCCAGUCCUUCAACCUUGAGGACGACUUGCCCACCUGCGACUUUGACGCCGUGCAGGUCUCCGAGGGCGGACAUGUGCUAACUUCCAGCUGUGGCACGGUCGCCCCUAACAUCAUCUCCAACACCAACCACAUCACCGUCACCUUCACCAGCGACUCUUCCGUCGUGGCUACCGGCUUCACCGCCACCUACCAGGAGGUCAGCCACGGUGCCACUCUGCCCCCAGACCUGACCACCACUACCAUCCCUGAUACCGGCGGUCUCGCUCAGAGCUGUAACAACCCCGAGAUCCUUCCCGGAGACUCCGGCACCUUCACGUCCCCAGGCUACCCUGGCCACUACGGCAACAACGCCGAUUGUUCCUACAAGAUCUCCGUCACACCAGGAAAGAUCGUGGUCAUCCGUUUUGAUUCCUUUGACGUGGAGAGUCCCUGUCAGUACGACUCCCUGACCAUUCAUGACGGCCCGGACAGCUCUGCCCCUGUGGUCGCCACUCUCUGUGGAACAUACGCCCGCGAGGUCUCCACCACCGGCAGCCAGGCCUUCAUGGUCUUCAAGACAGACAGUUCCGUCACGGAAGCCGGUUUCACCGGUACCUACACUGCCGAGGAUCCACCACCCACCUGUGCGCCCGAUCAGUGGACCUGCUGGAACGGAAACUGCGUCAGCGCCACUCUGGAGUGCGACGGAAAUGACGACUGCGGAGACGCCAGUGAUGAGUUCAAUUGUGGUAACUCCAACUCCAGCUGCGGCUCAGGCGCGAUCCAGCCCGUCUUCCCCAGCGGACGUGUGGUGGGAGGUGAGGGGGCAGAACAAGGCAGCUGGCCCUGGCAGGCGUCUCUCAUGACCUCCUACCACUUCUGUGGAGGCUCCCUCAUCCACCCCGAGUGGAUCCUGACCGCCGCUCACUGCUUCGCUGACGACCCCAACCCAAGCAGAUACACAGUUGUUCUUGGCAAGCAUCUCACUGACGGAAGUGAGCCACAACAGGAAAGGUUCAGCUUGUCCAGGGUCAUCGUGCACGAAGAAUACAACGAUAACCUGAUCAACAAGGACUUGACCCUGCUGAAGCUGUCCCGCCCCGCUACCCUGGGACAGUACAUCCACAUCGCCUGUCUGCCCGAGCACGCUGGUGACGAUCCCCCAGCUGGUACCACAUGUGUCACCACUGGAUGGGGAGACACCCAGGGUACUGGCGACGAUCACCAGCUGAAGCAGGCCCGUGUCCCUCUGGUCAGCAACGAGGAAUGUAACGCCGCUAACUCCUACGACGGAGAGAUCACACAGUUCAUGAUGUGCGCUGGCUUCCAGGAGGGCGGCCAUGAUGCUUGCCAGGGUGACUCCGGCGGCCCUCUGGUCUGCCCCCGCCAGGGCAAGUGGUACCUGAACGGUGUGGUGAGCUGGGGCUACGGCUGUGCCCAGCCCAACUACCCCGGCGUGUACGCCCGUGUCACCUCCAUGUUGGACUGGGUCCUCCAGAAGAUGGCCACUAACUAGUGCAGCUAUUAAAGAGCAGCCGCGCAUAAUUACUCCGUCGUAUCGAGCGCCGAAUAAAGUGUUUCACGAAAUCCAUG
Molecule: messenger RNA, 2434 nt
Organism: Branchiostoma belcheri (Belcher's lancelet)
Lineage: Eukaryota; Metazoa; Chordata; Leptocardii; Amphioxiformes; Branchiostomatidae
Product: suppressor of tumorigenicity 14 protein-like
Exons: 15
Coding region: 63-2357 (764 amino acids)
Biological process (GO): complement activation; proteolysis
Cellular component (GO): extracellular region
Molecular function (GO): serine-type endopeptidase activity; protein binding
Source: RefSeq, a predicted model, not a curated record